Messenger RNA from Babesia microti strain RI, 1464 nucleotides. Its product is annotated as Branchpoint-bridging protein. The transcript is spliced from 5 exons. Bases 1 to 1464 code for a protein of 487 amino acids. The record is from RefSeq and is a predicted model, not a curated record. NCBI's taxonomy places the organism in Eukaryota, Apicomplexa, Aconoidasida, Piroplasmida, Babesiidae. Gene Ontology annotation, biological process: regulation of mRNA splicing, via spliceosome. Gene Ontology annotation, molecular function: mRNA binding; zinc ion binding. Gene Ontology annotation, cellular component: nucleus.
AUGGCAAUUAUCCCAUCCACUCUAGAAUGCUCCCUGCUCAACAAACGCAAGUCGCGAUGGGAGAAAGUGGAGGAGUUGAAUAGGGAUCACUUUACCAAACAACAGAAACCAUCACUCAGUCAAUUAGCGUUGGCAAAUGCUCAUUAUUUGGCAAAUUCCAAAUACAGUCUACCAAUUACUCGUUGGGGUAAGGAGGACGAUAAGCCGUACCUUCCUCCACCUUUUGUUGACUUGCCGUCUGGUUUAUCGCCAUCAGAACUAGAUCAAUUCCUUAGGGAACAAAGGCAUGAUGAAUUGGCUAGGAAGAUUGCAGUGGGAGAGUUGGAAUUUGGAGAUCCAGAUAUCAGACCCCCAUCGCCACCCCCAGCCUAUGACAAAAUGGGCAACAGAGUCAACACCAGGGAUGUAAGGGUUAGAAAUGCCAUGAAAGAUGAAUAUUUUAGGAUUGUUGAGAAUUUGUCGAAAGUUUUGGUUGGAUUUGCGCCGCCCGCAGAUUACAGGCCAGUUAAGAAAUUUAGGAGGAUUGAGAUACCUCUGGAUAAGUACCCUGAAUACAAUUUCAUGGGCCUGAUCAUAGGCCCCCGUGGCUGCAAUCACAAACGGCUUGAGACAGAAUCUGGAGCUCAAAUAUCUAUCCGAGGCAAAGGCACCCAAAAGGAAGGAAAGAGAUCGGAUCAUCAGACAGAUGAAGAGGCAGCAAUGCCAAUGCACGUAUACGUCUGCGCUGAAAACGAGGAUGCUGUUGACAAAGCCGUGAAUUUGAUAGAACCGUUGUUAGAUCCGUUCCAUCCAUUACACGAGGAAUAUAAGAGGAGGGGAUUGGAACAGUUGGCAUUGGUUAACGGUGUAACAAUGGGUACAUUGGAUAAUACGAAAUGUACUUUGUGCGGUGAGACUGGACAUGCUGCAUAUUCUUGUCCUGAUGCUGGCGGUCUCAUGAACUAUGCUAGACCUCAGAUUAAAUGUGAAAUUUGCGGUGACAUGGGUCAUGUAACUAUGGACUGUAAGAUGGCAAAACCCGGUGAUUUUAAGAUACUCAAUACACUAAAUGGAACUCGUUACCCUACUUCAACAUUCCAUUCCGGGGGAAUAUCACUCCAACCAAAACAACAAGAACCACAAGAAUACGCCCCCUACGAAACAACAUCUCAAAGUGGAUAUUAUAUGGACCAGUCUGUAUACAAUCAAUCAUGGAACAAUGUAACUCCGGAAGCGUAUCAGUACUACUACAAUUACUAUCAGCAGUACUAUCAGCAAUAUAUGAACGAUCCGAAUUAUCAGCAAUAUAUGAAUGAUCCCAAGUAUCAGCAAUACUUUAACGCUAUGCAGAAAGUACAACAAACGACUACAAAUGGUAGCACGGUUGAUGUCACAACUUCAGUUCCAGUGCCUAGUGAGCCUCCUUUGCCUGAGGCUUCAAUACCCGAGCCGGAUGAGCCUUUGGCCCCCCCGCCUCCAAUGUAG